AUGAACAUUUUUAAGUUUGAUAUGACCCCAUAAAAUUUAUAAACUAGUAUAUAUAUGAUUUCUAUGAGGCAAAAUAUUACCUAUAUGCAAAAUUUAUAAAGCAUUAAAUGGAUAUUUUAAAUACGUAUUUUAAUAUGCCUUUUACAAUUUAUUUGUAAGCCAUAAAAUAUAAUUAAUUGUUUCAUAUUGUAGCAAAAAAUUGAUCUGCGCCUUUUUUGUCCAUUAAAAUUUGAAAAAACUUUAGCAUAAGCACAGUGUUAUUUUUUUCGUCAUGUCUUAUAUUUAUUUUAAUUCAAAGUUUGUUUUUAUAAAUUUUAAGUAUUUGUUCUUUUUUAUAGUAAUAGACCUAUUAUAAAUAUUAUGUAUGUUAUAUUUAAGAUCAAAUCUUGUUAAUUUUUAUUCGCUUUCUAAAAUUAGUGUGAAAGAUAUGUAACAUAUGCCAAAAGCUAUCUGAGUUUAUUAUAUAAACAGAUGGGUGUAUAGAAUGGUUCUUUGUUAUAUCAUAUAAUUUUAAUAAACCAAGACAAAAUGGAUACCUUAACUAGGGAAGAAUGGGAUCGUAUUUCAGAGGAUUCCCAUUUUAAUAAAAAAUAUGAAGUAUUUGAUAAAAAUGUAAGCUAUAGUAGUAAAAUAAGUAAUGUGUGCGAUUCAUUAACGAUCACUAAUACUAAGAUUACGAAAGAACUUUGUAAUAAAGUAGCCGCAAAUUUACAGUAUGUAUAUGACAUAAAGGAAGAGGACAAAAAAAAAAAUACUUGUCGACUAUACAAAUACUGGACAUAUAAUCAAAUGUGGAAAAUUAUUGGAAAUAAUAAUGAUCCUAAUCAUGUAGAAAGUGUUAUAACAGAUUUUGUGAAUAUAUGUGAAAGUGUUCGUAAAAAUAAUAGUAAUUAUAAUUGUCAAUAUGAUUUUCAUAACAAGAAUUUCCAAAAUUUGAAAGAACACUUAGAAAAAAAUUUUUGCAUGACUAUUUUAAAAACUUUGAUUCUAUUAAAA
Plasmodium cynomolgi strain B is the source of this 996-nucleotide messenger RNA. RefSeq names its product CYIR protein. The annotation marks the transcript as partial. The transcript is spliced from 2 exons. NCBI's taxonomy places the organism in Eukaryota, Apicomplexa, Aconoidasida, Haemosporida, Plasmodiidae. The record is from RefSeq and is a predicted model, not a curated record.